Messenger RNA from Heterostelium album PN500, 1779 nucleotides. Its product is annotated as kelch repeat-containing protein. Gene Ontology annotation, molecular function: protein binding; zinc ion binding. The transcript has a single exon. Lineage: Eukaryota; Evosea; Eumycetozoa; Acytosteliales; Acytosteliaceae. The coding region runs from base 1 to 1779 and encodes 592 amino acids. The record is from RefSeq and is a predicted model, not a curated record.
AUGAAUCAAAAAGAUAAAUGUGUAAAUUUUAGAUGCUUGGAGCAUGGUAGAGUGUUUGAAAUCAUUUGUUAUCAAUGCAGCAAGUUGAUGUGUUCUAGAUGCUCAACAACUCAUAUUAAAGAAACUAGUCAUCAAAAUUGUGAUCAUAUUGAUGACAUUAGGCAAUCACUAAAUAAAAUAUUGUUAGAAAAUAAUACCAACAACAAUAAUAAUAAUAAUAAUAAUAGUAAAGAUGAAAAUAACAUAAGCUGUCAUAUUGGGGAGAGAAUAACAACAAUUUGGACAAUAAUUAAAUCAUCGACAGAACAAUAUCAGAGACUGUCGUCAACAGAGAAAGAGAUAUCAGAUCAUUUUCAUAAGCUACACGAGUAUCUGGUCGUUGAAGAACAAAAGUUAAAGAAUCCGAUCAUCAAAGAUAAAGAUACUAUUAAUAGCCAUCUCAUUGACAAUAUCAGAGAGUUGAGAGAUCUAGUAGAUAUCAUUCAUUUAAAUGGUACAGAUACCAGAAACGAUGAUACCGAAUCCAAUAGUGACAGUGACGAUAAUGAUAGUUCAACAACCGCAUUAGAAGAUACAACAGAUAGAUAUUCUUCAGCUGCUAUUAUGAAGUCAAUCAGUUCAUCUUCAACACUCAACUCAUUCGUCAAAUCAAAUAGCGAUACGUUAUUCAAUCAAUGUAAUCAAAAUAAUAAUAGAUAUACAGAGAGAUUAUCAUUCUACGACAACGAAAUUGAUUCAUUGAUCCUCGAUUCGGUUUUCAAGUAUAGUAAUCAAUUUAAAUCAUUAUCAGCAGCCAAUCAACCUAAUAAUAAUGAUAGUAUAGUAGACUAUUCAUUAGAUACUAAAGAAAUAGAUACAACUAAAUUCGAUGAACUGUUGAAUCAAUCAAUUAAACUAUCUAUCAAAUCACCUUCUCCACAAUCAUCAUCAGCAACAACUCCAACCACAACCUCUAUAUCACCAAAUUCAAAGCAAACAUAUAUUUUCGCCGCACACAGAUCCAGUGGAAUAACAUUGAUUGAUAUCAAUAACAACUAUUCCUUUGAGGAGAUUCAUGUCGGAUAUGAUUUCACUUCUACUCCAAACUCGACAGUCGUAGUUGGUGAUUAUAUCUAUGUGUUUGGUAGUCGUUCUCACAAAAACAGAUAUCUCAGAUAUUCAAUCUCAAAAAAAUCGUUCACUCUCUUUGAAAUGAAAGGUAUCAAUGAAGGUUGUUGGAUCUCAGCAUGCUACGAUGGUCGUGAUCAUAUCUAUUUGGUCAACAGUGCAGGACAAGCAAGAUUCGAUACUUUCAAUAUCAACACUCAAAAGUUUGAAAAAAGACCUGUAUUAUUGGAUGUACCGGGUACUCAUGUACUAUCUGUCUUUCAUAAAGGUAUGAUCUAUUCCAUUCCAAUGGAUAGAAAUUCAAUUGUCGUCUACAAUCCAACCAAACAAUCGGUUGAAGAACUUUACUCUUCAAAAUUAUUUAAGCUAACACAUUCGGCAUGUACCGAUGGAAGUGGAAACAUCUAUCUACUCUCAAACGAUAAAAGAUUCAUCCGAAUUAAUGUAGAGACAACCGAUAUUACCAAUCUUUCACCUAUUAGUUUCUACUUGGAUGAUUAUUCAUCAAUGACCUACCACAGAGUCUCGGAAGAGGAGUGCUACAUUUACCUCUUUGGUGGAGAGGAAUACAAAAAUCACAUUUAUUCAGUGCAAACCAAUAAGUGGGAAGAGUUCCAUAAAGAUGAUAUUUUCUCAAGAUCAUACUGUCCUUCUGUAGUUUUCGAAAAAUAA